AUGAAGGAUUUGAACAAUACGGAUCUGUUCGACCCGAGGACCACGGUGAUGGAGUCGGAGUUCGUCGGCACGGUCACGCCGUCGACCGACGCCGAUUUCGCCUUCGCCUUCAACGACAGUAACUUCUCCGACCGGUUGCUCCGGAUCGAGAUCAUGGGCGACACCCCCGAGUCCAGGCCCGAUUCCGAGGCCUGCACCAGUAUCGCCGAUUGGGCCCGCCACCGCAAGCGCCGGCGGGAGGAUUUCAAGAAGGACGCCGGCGUUGUGGAGCUCUCUGAAUGUCCGGAGGAGCAGAUCUUGAAUGACAAUCAACCUGAUAUGGAUGAUGAAGCCUGUGAAAACCAAGAUGAAGAUGCGGUUGCUAUGGUUGAAGAAUCACCUUCAGGAGAUGAGGGUGCAAACAGCGUUGACUCGGACUGGGGAAUGGAUUGUUCUACAGUUGUGAGAAUCAAAACAUUACACAUCAGUUCUCCAAUUCUGGCAGCAAAGAGUCCGUUUUUCUAUAAGCUCUUUUCAAAUGGGAUGAGGGAAUCUGAACAGCGACACGUGACCUUGAGAAUCAAUGCCUCAGAAGAAGCUGCCCUGAUGGAGCUCCUUAAUUUCAUGUACAGUAGUACCUUAAACACGACCACAGCUCCUGGGUUGCUUGAUGUGCUGAUGGCUGCUGACAAGUUUGAGGUUGCUUCGUGCAUGAGACAUUGCAGCCGGCUGUUGCGGAAUAUUCCCAUGACACCGGAGUCUGCUUUGCUUUAUCUAGAGCUUCCUUCCAGUGUCCUAAUGGCUGAAGCAGUCCAGGCAUUGACUGAUGCAGCAAAGCAGUACCUUGCUGCUCGUUAUAAGGACAUAAGCAAGUUUAUAGAUGAGGUGAUGGCCUUACCCCUAGCUGGAAUCGAGGCAAUUGUUUCGAGUGAUGAUCUCCAAGUUGCAUCAGAGGAUGCUGUAUAUGACUUUGUCUUGAAAUGGUCGAGGACUCACUACCCAAAACUGGAGGAAAGGCGAGAAAUCUUGGGUUCUCGACUUGCACGCUACAUUCGCUUCCCUUACAUGACUUGUCGAAAGCUAAAGAAAGUCUUGACAUGUAAUGAUUUUGACCAUGAAGCUGCAUCCAAGCUUGUGCUUGAGGCUCUCUUCUUCAAGGCUGAGGCCCCACAUCGGCAGCGAAUCCUUGCAGCAGAGGAGUCUGCUACCCUGAAUCGACGCUUUGUGGAACGGGCAUACAAGUAUCGCCCGGUUAAGGUGGUGGAAUUUGACCUUCCCAGGCAGCAGUGUGUGGUGUACCUGGACCUGAAGCGCGAGGAGUGUGCAAAUUUAUUCCCAUCUGGACGGGUGUAUUCACAGGCAUUCCACUUGGGUGGACAAGGGUUCUUCCUCUCUGCGCAUUGCAACAUGGACCAGCAGAGUUCUUUCCAUUGUUUUGGGCUGUUUUUGGGGAUGCAGGAGAAGGGGUCAGUGAGUUUUGCAGUGGACUACGAGUUUGCGGCAAGAUCAAAGCCAACGGAGGAAUUUAUUAGCAAAUACAAAGGCAACUACACUUUUACUGGGGGAAAGGCGGUUGGCUACAGAAACUUAUUUGCCAUACCAUGGAAUAACUUCAUUGCUGAUGAUAGUCUCUACUUCAUCAAUGGUGUACUCCAUCUUAGAGCGGAGCUUACUAUCAGGCACUGACUUCUCCACCAUGCUUGUUGAGUCCAAUUAGUUUGAUUUUCUAUUCCAAUGAGUACGGCUGACCAUUUUCCUUUUGCUUGCUUGUUGUCUUUGCUUGUACCCGCCUUUUCCUUCUAACUUGGAGAAGGCACUGUAAUAACUGAACAGAAUGACUCCGUGCGAGCCUUAAAUAUGAUUAGAAGUAUUUGCUUCUCAGUCCA
Messenger RNA from Rosa chinensis, 1865 nucleotides. RefSeq names its product BTB/POZ domain-containing protein POB1. Gene Ontology annotation, molecular function: protein binding. Lineage: Eukaryota; Viridiplantae; Streptophyta; Magnoliopsida; Rosales; Rosaceae. Gene Ontology annotation, biological process: response to red light. The record is from RefSeq and is a predicted model, not a curated record. The transcript is spliced from 6 exons. Gene Ontology annotation, cellular component: nucleus. The coding region runs from base 1 to 1665 and encodes 554 amino acids.